Molecule: messenger RNA, 1390 nt
Organism: Porites lobata
Lineage: Eukaryota; Metazoa; Cnidaria; Anthozoa; Scleractinia; Poritidae
Source: the annotation of a GenBank genome assembly
AUGUUGGCGACUCGUUGGUUUGUCACAAUUUUGUUUGUUCUAUGCGCUGCUCUGUUAACAGAUUUCUGCCGUUGUGCAACUGUAACUAAAGAAGCAGGUUUGGAGCUGAAAGAUGAUUUCAACGAAGAUUUUGAUAAUGAUUUUGGAAAGGGUGCAUCGACUGAAGACAACGAAAAUUUGCCCGAGGUCCAUCACGAUGAUGAUGAAGAAGACGCCGAAGAUUUGCCGGAGGACGAAGGCGCCGACGAUGGGGAAGACAAUGGUGAGCAAGACACAGAGGACAGAGACUACGUAGGUGAAGACAAGGGUGAUGAAAAUGAAGAUGAAAGUAUUUAUGAAGAUGACCACGAUCUAGAGGAAGAAGAUGACUUUGGCGAAGGAGAUGAAAUUAAAGAUCAGGACGAGGAAGAAGACGAAGAAAAAGGAGGCGAUUUGUCUUAUGAAACAGCCAUGGAGGGAGCAAAUGAAUUAGAAAUCCUUCCGAGAGAUGGAAAAAAUAAGAACGAAGGUAAGAUCUCGAGACUUAAGGAAAAUUAAAAGAGCUUAAAAAAUAAACUAAGGCAUUCGUUAAUUGCGAAUGUAGAAACUUAUAAAGCGAAAAAACUCUUUUCAUGUCUUAACUUAAAAAUGAACAAAUCGAUUUAUUUGUUUCAAGCAAAAGAAAUCAGUAAAUUUGAUAGCAAAUAUAUUUAUGAUCUACCACAAAUGAACGUGAAAAUAAAUUUAUAAUCUCUUACAAAUCGAAUAGUAGAAUAUAAUGCAACCAUGGCUUGAGUCAGUUCAGUCUUCUCGAGUGUGAAGUUUGACUGAUGUUGUUCAAAUGAAUCUUCUCACCUCAUUAACACCGUACAUGACUUGGAGUGCACGCAAACAUGUCUUCCUUUGGUGUUUUACCAACACCACACACACCAUAUUUUUCCAAGAUACAUUUGGCAACAUUAUUUUUAGAGCGAUAUAUACUUUGUUUAACACAAGAUGUUUCCAGGGAAACUGGCCUUUGAGUACCUUCGCUCCUUACCCACCAUAUUGAGCAUGUCGCCUGUGCAUUAUAGAAAGUUAAUAUUCUAUUUUUUUUUUUUAAUGCUAGGACUACAUCAGCAUGAAAUCGAGGACUCUCAGCGUAGACAACGAGGACGACGUCGCAGGCCACGCCCACCCCGCAGGCUGCGCCCACACCGCAGGCCGCGCCCACCCCGCAGGCCGCGCCCACGCCGGCGACGCUUACUUCGCAGACGACGCCCACCUGUCAGGCGACGUCAAUUUCGCAGUAGGCGCCGACCCAGGGACGGACGCCACAGAUCUUGCAACAGGCGACCUCGCCCACCCGGUCUUUAUUGCGGAUAGUCUGGGAAGAUCUACGCCCCGCCAGGUGGAACAGAUCACACUCCAG